Brenthis ino (lesser marbled fritillary) is the source of this 1431-nucleotide messenger RNA. The record is from the annotation of a GenBank genome assembly. Lineage: Eukaryota; Metazoa; Arthropoda; Insecta; Lepidoptera; Nymphalidae.
AUGGCACUAAAUGGGUCAGAAUUUUCAAAUGGUUUAAUUUGGUUGGAUGAGCCAAAAUCUGUGUAUUACCCUGGCCAACUCAUAACUGGAAAAGUAAAUUUUGAACUGAAUAAUCCACUGAAACUUUUAUAUAUUAAUAUUGCUUUUAAUGGAGAAGCAAAUGUUGAAUGGUCAGAAGAAGAAUUUGAAACUUACUCUGGUGUUAAGAGAAAGAAGGAGGUAAAAUAUGUUGGCCGAGAAGUGUAUUUUGACUUUACCUUAUGUAUUUGUGGAGGAGAAGGAGUGACAGAUCUGCCAACAGGUGCCCAUUCCAUACCUUUUUUGUAUCAACUACCUCCUAACUUGCCCUCUACAUUUGAAGGAGAUAAAGGGCAGAUUUCAUAUAAAGUAACAGCAUCUCUGUUACAUCAAGAUGGUGUUACUAAGGAGAGUAUUGUCAAAAAGUUUAAUAUUGUUGCCCCCUUGGAUUUGAAUACUGAAGAAAAUAAGGAACCAAUACAAAUGGAGUUCGAGGAGUUAUACAGUUGUAACUGGUCGUGUACAUCGCGACCGCUCUACAUAUCUAUACGAGCGCCUCACAGUGGGUACUGUCCCGGAGAGAGUAUACCGUUCACUGUGGACGCCAGGAAUGAAGCUAGCGAGGAAGUUACCAAGAUUAUAUUUGAAGUAAUAAAGCGGACGCGAUAUCUCAGCCAACAACCGAUUUCGUCGGUUAUCCUGCCAGACGAACUCGUAGUUUCAAUGAAGAAAGGCCCUAUACUGAGCAAAACCAAUCGUCAAUACGUUUUUGAUUUAAAAUUACCGGAUUUCAUUGCUCCGAAUCUAGACAGCUGUGGUAUUAUCGAUCUUGGAUACUUUUUAAAGGUCAGAAUGAAGGUUUCCGGCUGUAAUGAAGACUUAUUGGGCGAAACCAGCUUGUGUCUUGGGCUAGUGCCAAUAGGCAGUACUGCAGAUGUAAAAACCACUCAUCCGAUGGCUGAUUGCCUUCCAAUAUCACCAAUACCCGACACCACACAGACACAAUCCUCCGUUAAUGCUGAACCACCGGCGUACAAUAGCGUUUUUGUUCAAAAUUACCCAAAUAACUUACAAAUCUGCCCUCCCGGCCCCGUCCCCUACCCGACAGUAGCGAAUGUGAUCGAUAAGAGCAUGUUCGGCUCAAAAAAUAAUAUCGCAGGCGCUUUUGAGACUCACACGCCACGUAACGUCACGCAAAACUCCGCACCUAUACCCGGUUUUAUAACUUACCCGUAUGUGGCCCCGGGGCAAAAUGAACGGCCUUAUCCUGGCUAUCCCCAGGGGCCGACGCCUUAUCCAAAUGUACCCCAAGAUCAAAACUCCUCGUACAACGGGGCACAGUUCCCAAAUUUACCAACCGGUCAAAAUUACCCCCUCCAACCACUUUCAACCGUGCCCUCAGCGCCACCUCCA